UUCGGUUCAAAAAGUCAUGCAGAAUGUGCUCGGUUCUCACCAGAUGGGCAGUUUCUUGUUUCUUGCUCUGUAGAUGGAUUUAUUGAGGUCUGGGAUUAUAUAAGUGGGAAACUCAAGAAGGAUCUUCAGUACCAGGCUGAUGAAACGUUCAUGAUGCAUGAUGAUCCGGUCCUUUGUGUUGAUUUUAGCAGAGACUCAGAGAUGAUCGCUUCUGGUUCACAAGAUGGGAAAAUCAAAGUGAGUUAUGAGUUCAUCUUUAGUAGGAUGUCACU
This is a messenger RNA of Cucurbita pepo subsp. pepo (vegetable marrow), 272 nucleotides long. The record is from RefSeq and is a predicted model, not a curated record. NCBI's taxonomy places the organism in Eukaryota, Viridiplantae, Streptophyta, Magnoliopsida, Cucurbitales, Cucurbitaceae.